GACUUUGAAACUUCUUAGUCCAAGAAAAGAUCAAUCUCAUUAUUAAGUUCCAUCUUGCACCUGCUCAAUAGUGCAUAGAAACCAUGGUUGAUGUCAAACUACUAGGAUUUUCGUUUAGCCCUUUUGCACAUAGAGUGAUAUGGGCUCUAAAGUUCAAGGGCAUUACCUAUGAGUACAUAGAAGAAGACAGUAAGAACAAAAGUCAGCUACUUUUGCAAUCCAAUCCAGUUUACAAGAAAGUCCCUGUUCUUAUUCAUGGAGGCAAAGCCAUUGCUGAGUCUAGUGUGAUUCUUGAAUACAUCGAAGAAACUUGGCCUGAGAACCCAUUGCUUCCAAAAGAUAACCAUGAGAGAGCCUUAGCUCGAUUUUGGAUUAAGUUUGGAGAGGAUUCGAUCGUUUCUACACUGUUUCUCCGACCCACUGAAGAUGAACAAGAGAGAGCAAGAGCAAUGAAAAAAGCACAAGAAACUCUCACAAUCAUGGAAGAGGAAGGUUUAGGGCACAAGAAGUUCUUUGGAGGCAACAAUAUUGGAAUGGUGGAUAUAGUAUAUGGUUGCCUUGGUCAUUGGUUAGAAGGUUGGGAGGAAAUUGUGGGGAUGAAAACGAUUGAGGCAAGCAAAUUUCCUGGGUUGCAUGCGUGGAUUCAAAAUUUCAAACAAGUUCCUGUGAUUAAAGAAAACCUUCCUGAUUAUGGGAAAUUGUUGCUACAUCUUGAAAGGCGCAGGCAAGAAUUUAUUAUAUAGUGUCAGAAUAAAUAAGUCAAGUCACGGAGUGACCAAGGAGAAUGAAGUUAGAAGGUCAGGUUUUUAGAUUAAGAUAAAAUAAGGAGAGCAUUUCUUUCUGAUUCCUCAUGGGCUGAACUCAGUUUUAUUCUAUAGUUUUAGGGAAAUAUGUUUCUACUAAGAAAAAUAGAGGGAAAGAAAAAAAUGGAUUUUAUCUGUUUGUUUUGUGUGUAUUGUACGAGAUAAUUUGUAUCAUAUAAUAUAUCAAACAUGUAUCUCAUAGUUUUA
Molecule: messenger RNA, 1010 nt
Organism: Gastrolobium bilobum
Lineage: Eukaryota; Viridiplantae; Streptophyta; Magnoliopsida; Fabales; Fabaceae
Product: probable glutathione S-transferase
Exons: 2
Coding region: 84-743 (219 amino acids)
Biological process (GO): glutathione metabolic process
Cellular component (GO): cytoplasm
Molecular function (GO): glutathione transferase activity
Source: RefSeq, a predicted model, not a curated record